This is a messenger RNA of Lolium rigidum, 1384 nucleotides long. Its product is annotated as plant cysteine oxidase 4-like. Gene Ontology annotation, molecular function: oxidoreductase activity, acting on single donors with incorporation of molecular oxygen, incorporation of two atoms of oxygen. The transcript has 6 exons. The coding region runs from base 211 to 948 and encodes 245 amino acids. The record is from RefSeq and is a predicted model, not a curated record. NCBI's taxonomy places the organism in Eukaryota, Viridiplantae, Streptophyta, Magnoliopsida, Poales, Poaceae.
CAACACCCCGAGCCUGCGACCGCGAACGACCUCGCCGGAAGCGCCGCAUCUUCUCCAAGUUUGCUGAUCCCCUCUUCAGAACCCGAGGUGCGAAGACUGACAAAUUGUGUUUGUGGAUCAAUUGACCACCUGUCUGUGGGUUGCAAAUCUGGACAGAGCCUUCCGAAGUUUGACAGUCAUUAUCUUCUCAGCAAUACAUUUCCGGACAAGAUGCCAAAAAUAAAGAACCUGUCUGAUGCAUGUAAAGUAUCAUUUUCUCCAGAUGGACCCAUAUCUGAAGAAGCACUCGAGAAAGUUCGUGCACUGUUAGAUGAGAUCAGACCUUUAGAUCUUGGCCUAGAUAACGAAGCACAAAUUGCACGUACUUGGAAUAGUUCUGCGCGUCAACAGAACGGGAGACGAGGGCGUGGUGGGCCUAAUCAGAACGCGUCCCCAAUCAAAUAUCUGCACAUUCAUGAAUCUGAUAGUUUCUCUAUGGGUAUAUUUUGUAUGCCGCCGUCAUCAGUUAUUCCUCUUCACAAUCAUCCAGCAAUGACUGUGCUGAGCAAGCUUCUAUAUGGCAAGCUGCAGGCUGAAUCUUACGACUGGAUCGAUGUAGCUGAUCCAACUGACCCGUUAAAGCCAAGACCAGCAAGGUGUGUAAGAGAUCGUGAAAUGACUGCGCCAGAGACAACCAUUCUUUAUCCUGAUCGAGGUGGUAACAUCCACACUUUCAGAGCCAUCACACCUUGUGCACUCUUUGACGUUCUUACUCCACCAUAUUCUGCUGAGAAGGGGAGAGACUGUUCAUACUUCCGGAAGUCUUCAGUGAAGGAACCACCUGUUGUUUUGCCAAGUGAAAUAGAUAGCUCAGAAGUAGUCUGGUUGGAGGAAUUGGAGGACCAUCAGCCUCCAGAGGGAUUUGUUGUUGCUAGAGGUCUGUAUAAAGGCCCUGUGAUAAGGAGAUAGUUAGGUUUAUACCACUUUUGCACAUGGAUCACGAAUCAGUUGAGGAUGCAGUGCAGGCUCCUAGUAUCAGUUGUAUGUGUGUUUAGGAGAGCAAGCAUCAUCCAGUCGACAUGCCGCUUGGGAUUUACAGUGUACACGACCUGAUCUGGAUGAAUGAAUAGCGGUGUUUCUUCCAUUUUACUUGUAAUGCUGCUGGUCUGUGAUGUAGUUACGUGGCUCUAUCAUACUUCUUUUGAGACGAGGAGAGUUCUUGUCAUGUUGUAUUAGGUAGAACAAGUGGCUUGAGCUUCUCACCUAAUGAUUAUUCAAGAAAAAAGAUUUGGUGUGGUGGACCUAUUAGUCCAUCUCAUUAUGUAAACAGUUGCAUAAAUAUUCUUUGGGAUAAAACCGUUUGUGUCCUUGCAAAAAACUGACAAUGCGGUGUCCACUCUGAUAA